UCCAUAGCCGAGACGUGCCGCCGCGCCAGCGUCAAUGCGGGGAUGUCACACCGGCGGCAGUAGUGGACUUCCGCUCAGCGAGUUUUCUUGAACAGAGUAGAAAAGGAGACGCAGACAAAUAAGCCGCAGAAGAGAGCGAAGUGACUCAUUCGUACCCCUGGAGUGCGUCAAGAAGAGUCGCCAAUGGCCGGGGCGCAGCCUGGAGUGCAUUCUCUGCAGCUCAAACCCGUGUCCGUGCCCGAGAGCCUCAGGAAGGGCAGUAAAUUUAUGAAAUGGGAUGAUGAUUCAACCACUGUGACGCCAGUGACGCUAACUGUUGACCCCAAGGGUUACUUCCUUUAUUGGACAGACCAGAACAAGGAAACAGACCUACUGGAUAUAGCCUACAUAAAAGAUGCCAGGAACGGAAAAUGUACCAAACUUCCAAAGGAAGCAAAGCUGCGGGAGCUCCUGGAUGUCAGCACUCUGGCCGGAAAGAUGGAGAACAGGAUGCUGACGGUGGUGAGCGGCCCUGACAUGGUCAACAUCACGUAUCUGAACUUCAUGGCCUUUCAAGAGGAGAACGCUAAGGAAUGGGCAGAGGAGCUGUUCAGUCUGGCAUCCAACCUCCUGGUGCAGAACUUGUCCAGAGAGGCCUGCCUGGAGAAAGCAUACACUCGACUGAAGCUGCAGCUCAACCCCGAGGGCCGGAUCCCUGUCAAGAAUAUCUGCAGGAUGUUCUCAGCAGACAGGAAGCGUGUGGAGACGGCCCUGGAACACUGUAACCUCCCAUCUGGCAGAAAUGACUCCAUACCCCAGGAAGACUUCACUGCUGAGAUCUAUAACAUGUUCCUGAGCAAUCUCUGCCCACGCUCUGAGCUGGAUCACAUCUUCUCUGAUGUGGGAGCUAAGAGCCGUCCCUACCUCAGCGUGGAGCAGAUGACAGAGUUCAUUAACAGUAGACAGCGAGACCCUCGUCUGAACGAGAUUCUCUACCCUCCUCUCAAACCAGAACAGGUCCAGCUGCUGGUGGACAAAUAUGAACCCAACGCAUCGCUGGCACAGAAAGGUCAGAUCUCCAUGGAAGGCUUCGCUCACUACCUGAGUGGGGAGGAGAACAGUAUCAUCCCCCCCGAGAAGUUGGACCAGAGUGAAGACAUGACCUUCCCCCUCUCCCACUACUUCAUCAACUCCUCCCACAACACCUACCUCACCGCUGGGCAGCUCGCUGGGAAUUCUUCGGUGGAGAUGUACAAGCAGGUGCUCUUGGCCGGAUGCCGCUGCAUUGAGCUGGACUGCUGGAAAGGUCGCACCACUGAAGAAGAACCUGUCAUCACUCACGGCUUCACCAUGACGAGUGAAAUCUCCUUCAAGGAGGUGAUUGAGGCAAUCGCAGACUGCGCGUUUAAGACCUCCCCCUUCCCGGUCAUCCUCUCGUUUGAGAACCACGUGGACUCACCAAAGCAGCAGACCAAGAUGGCAGAAUACUGCCGAUCAAUAUUUGGAGACGCGUUACUCACAGAACCACUGGAAAAAUACCCUUUGGAGUCUGGUGUGCCGCUGCCAAGCCCGAUGGAACUGAUGGGGAAGAUCCUGGUGAAGAACAAGAAAAAACACCAUAAGGCAGAUGGAAGCACCAAGAAGAAACUGUCCGAGCAGGUUUCCAACACCUGCAGUGAUUCCUCCAGCGUGUGCGAGCCGUCCUCCCCCAGUGCAGGUUCAACCAAAGAGGAGACGGCGGACUCUUCGCAGCCUGACAGCGCUGAGCUCAGCCUGAGGCCGCAGAGCAGAAAGUCGAUCGGUGAGGUGGAGGCAGAAAGUGAGGAUGAAGAUGAUGAUGAUGAUGACUGUAAGAAGGGUUCAAUGGAUGAGGGGACAGCAGGCAGUGAAGCAUUUGCCACAGAGGAAAUGUCCAAUCUGGUCAUCUACAUCCAGCCAGUAAAGUUCAACACCUUUGAGGGUUCCAAAAAGAUAAAUCGCAGCUACCAGAUGUCGUCCUUUGUGGAGACCAAAGCUUUGGAGCAACUGACUAAGUCGCCUGUAGAGUUUGUGGAGUACAAUAAGCUGCAGCUCAGCCGGAUUUAUCCCAAAGGCACCAGAGUGGAUUCAUCCAACUACAACCCUCAGCUGUUUUGGAACGCCGGCUGUCAGCUGGUGGCUUUAAACUUCCAGACAAUUGAUUUGUCCAUGCAGCUGAACCUGGGUAUGUAUGAGUACAACGGGAAGUGUGGCUACAGACUGAAACCUGAGUUUAUGAGACGGCCGGACAAACACUUUGACCCUUUCACAGAGAGCACGGUGGACGGCAUCGUCGCCAACACGCUGUCAGUGAAGAUCAUCUCAGGUCAAUUCCUGUCAGAUAAAAAAGUGGGCACAUAUGUGGAAAUUGACAUGUUCGGCUUACCUGUGGACACCAAGAGGAAAGCUUUCAAGACCAAGACAUCUCAGGGCAAUGCCAUCAACCCCGUUUGGGACGAGGAGGCCAUUGUCUUUAAGAAGGUUGUUCUGCCCACGCUUGCUUCUUUGAGGAUAGCUGUGUUUGAAGAAGGAGGGAAGUUCAUUGGACACCGCAUCAUUCCUGUCUCAGCCAUCCGUCCAGGUUAUCACUACAUCAGCCUGAGGAAUGAGAAGAACCAGUCCCUGACCAUGCCUGCCCUGUUUGUGUACGUGGAAGUGAAGGACUAUGUCCCUGACACGUUUGCAGACGUCAUUGAAGCCUUGUCCAAUCCCAUCCGCUACGUCAACCUGAUGGAGCAGAGAGCCAAUCAGCUGGCUGCUCUCACUUUGGAGGAGGGAGCGGAAGAGGAAGGUGACAAAGAGGUGGAUGGAGGAACCAGUGCGCCCUCCGAAUCUAAAGUGGACCCUAGGGCGGCGUUGCCUGCAGAGAAUGGUCUGAGCCACACUCCUAUCAUUGCGCCUAAACCUCCUUCACUUGUUGGACACCAACCUCAGACUGCAGGUUCUUUGAAACCAUCUGUGAAGACUGAAGAUAUUAUUCAGAGCGUUCUUACUGAAGUGGAGGCCCAAACACUGGAGGAGCUGAAGCAGCAGAAAGGCUUCGUUCGAGAACAGAGGAAACAGUACAAGGAGAUGAAGGAGCUUGUUCGGAAACACCACCGCAAGACCAGCGAGCUGAUCAAGGAGCAGACAGCCCGUGUGUCUGAGCUACAGAGUCAGUAUCAGCGGCGACGUUCUUCAGUGCAGAAGAGCCACAAACGAGACGGUAAGAAAAGUCGGUCCGAGCACUCGCUGUCAGCCCUGGACCAGCAUAUGAAUGAGCUGGAACAGGAGUGCAGCCUGAGACUGUCAGAACUGAAGGAACAGCAGCAGCAACAGCUGCUCACGCUCAGACAAGAGCAGUACUACAGUGAGAAGUACCAGAAACGAGAACAUAUCAAGCAGCUGAUUGAGAGGCUGACCUCCAUAGCAGAGGAGUGCCAGAGUAUUCAGAUGAAGAAACUCCGAGACAUCUGUGAGAAGGAGAAGAAAGAUCUCAAGAAGAAAAUGGAUAAAAAGCGGCAAGAGAAGAUUAAUGAAGUCAAAUCUAAAGACAAAAAUGUAACAGAAGAAGAGAAGCUGGAGAUCAACAGAUCGUUUGUCAAUGAAGUGGUUCAGUACAUCAAACGGUUGGAAGACGCACAGAGUAAAAGACAGGAAAGACUACUGGAGAAACACAAGAACAUCCGCCAGCAGAUCUUAGACGAACGGCCAAAGCUCCAGAGCGAUCUGGACCAAGAAUACCAGGACAAGUUUCGUCGGCUACCUGUUGAAAUCCAAGAGUUCGUCCAGGACUGCAGCAAGGCCAAACUUAACGACGACGGCCCCCAUGUAACUCUGUCCGCAUCUACGACUGCGGAAAAGCUCAACCAUAAGGCAACACAGUCAGAGGACGACACAGAGGAUGGUUCUUCAGAACGGGUCUACGACACGCCCCUUUAGAGAGCUCACGUGCGAUUUGCUUCACACUGGGACACUGAUUGGUGGAUAAUUGUGAUCACACGUGUAGGACGAGACUGGCCCCACCUUUGGUCCUUGUAUUAACCAUUGGAAGGAUUAGAUCAAAUCUCAGCCUGGAUCGGUGAGUAGAGGUCCUCUCUACCUUGAGUGCCGUCUUGUCCAGAAAACCGUGUCAUGUAAAUAGUAUUAUUUGUGUAUUUGUAUGUUCACUGUAUGUUGUCGUCUCUUUCGGUACGGCCACACCAAGUGUUGCAAAGCAGUAAAUAUUUACAGAAAAUACUGUAAUUUACUUGAACUACUGCACAGAGAGAAUUGUUUCUUUUUAUCAUUUUUAGAAUAAUAUUGACAGUAGUGGCUGUCCGUAAGAUGUGUGGUGCCAAGCUAACGUUUUCUGGUGGGCAUUUACCAUUCAAGUGGAGUCAACUUGUACUGUAAGCCCAACGUUGCGUUUUCAGGCUUUUAAUGUUUCAUUUUAAAGUUGGCGAAGGUUGAAAUAGUCACCUAGCAUAUUUGCACUACGUAACCAUGUAACGUUGUUUUAACCCAGAGGCACUGGUGGCUUACUGGUUCUCGAUUUUGUUCUCACAGAACUAAGCUUAUGUGUUGCUGCUAUUUUUUAAUACACAUUAGCUGUUUGUUUUUAAAUCAUCAUCUGGGUUGUAUAAUAUGUGGCGUAGUGAUAUGAUUGCGUAGUGAUUGUUCCGUUGUUCUUUUUUUUUUUUGUCACUCUUUUGACAAAAACGGGCAACGCUGCCCAGGAAGAAGGUGAAGGGAAACUAUGUUGUACAGUGUCUGCAUGUGUUUGAACAACUUUAAAUGUUUGGUAGGUCUUUAGCAGAAGUAUUAAUUCAAUGUAAAUCCAUUUUCUCACGAAUAUUUUUGCGAAACAAAACACUGGCCCCAAUGUGAUGUGUGACAAGUGGAGCAAUGGAAGUACCAAUGCUCCCCUUAGUUACACAGCAAAAUCAACAGUGUUAAAUUAACACUUUUUCAGUGUCCGUUUUAAACUUACACUCUGUGUUAACACAGGAAGUAUUGCAUUUACACUUUUGAAGUGUUUAUUUAACACUAAAAAGCAUGGACACAGAUAGAUGACUUCUGGGGUUCAUUUAACACUGGCAGUUUUGCUAUGUACGAUCUCAGAGAAUUAUUUGAUAUAUAUAUAUAUAUAUAUAUAUAUAUAUAAAACUUUCACUGGCCUGAAUUAACAAGGAUGUUGAGAUUGAGAAGAUACAACUGUAGUUUUAUUCUGAAGACUGUCUUCUUAGAAGGGCUUUGAACACUGUGCACGAACAAAUGUCUGUCACGACCCAUCCUAAAUAAUAGCAGGCUGACCUCAAGGGAGGGUUGGGCGAUAUGACUCCAAAUCAAUAUGACAUUUAUAUUUCAAUAUUAACAAUGUUAACAUAGGGGGUUAAAGACAGACUGUGGACAGACAUUAUUGUAAACUUUUUUUUUUAACUGUAUUUAACCAGGUCAAUCCCAUUGAGACACAAAGAUCUCUUUUCCAAGGGAAGCCUGGCCAAGAAAGCAGCUUAAAAACAAAGUUUCAAGACCGUUUGCCUCACAAUGGUUUCUCUAAGGAACUGCUCAUUGGACACAGUCAUUCCAGUGGUUCUCUGGAUAAAUACUAGCUGACCUAAUGCUAAUAACCAGAUAUUGAAACUAAACAUGUCACAGGGUUAAGGAUCCACUGCUCCCUUUUCCUUGACAAAGUGCAGUUUGUGCCCAUUUAAAUGCAGAAAACAGUGGAAAAAAGCAUCAAACCAUUAUUUGUUCCCUGGUUAUAAAAGCUGCGUAGAGCCAAAUCAUGAAUGAAUUUCAGUCCAAUACCCUUGCAACACAUUACUGAACAUUUAUAGAACAUUAUCUUGCAGUUAAAUUUGGUGGAAAUGGCUUCGCUCUUCAAGGGAUCUACACUUUUAAAGAAUCUUCUAAUCCACAACAUUUAUAGAUGCUUGUGAACAUGCAAACAACCACACAAGUGCGAGAGGGGAAAUGCUUACAGUGUGUGAAUCUUUCACCAUUGAAAGGGGAAUCAUUACUGUUCACGUUAGCUAAUUCUUCUGUUUGUUAAAGUUUGGUGUCUUAAAUAACGAACCCAUGUAAUUGGUGUACCGUUUGUUGUCGUUUGCCUCAGUGCACAUUUGGCACUGAGAUAAUGCAAAAUUCAUGGAAAGCAAUCCCCUAUACACUGUAUACUGGUUGCUAGUGUGGGCUAGCAAGUUUGAGAACCCUCAUUUUUGUAACGUGUGGGAUCAUACAUAUUGCUUAUCGUCAUAAAGGAAGUAAAGGAACUGUGAAUCUGCCACACCAAGAAAGCAAAAAAUUGAAGGGAAACUAAAUUGUGACUGGCAGUAGCCUAAUGCAAUCUGUAACUUCACCACUAGAUGGCACUAGGUCCUACACACUCACUUUAAAGAGGCCAUACUUUAAGAAGUAAUAAUAAAUAACUUUACUGGAAUACAUUUUUUAAAGUAAAACUUAUUAUUGAUUUCUGUCUUAUGAAUAAUUGGUCUGUUUCCUCUUUAACAAACUAACUUGAGCUAUUUAAGUCAAGGGUAUAUUUUAAUUGUUUUUUUCUUGAAAACAAGUUGAAAGCAAAGGACUACCUAACAUGUAAGUACAAUUUCUUUUUAUUUUUAGCAAAAUAAAGAUGUGUCAUGUUGAUGUGAGAGUCCUGUGUCUUUGAAUAGGUUUGGCUUGUUUGAUGUUGAAUGUGUGAAAUGCAUCACUGUUUAAAUUGCCACUGUAUUAUAUGAUAUGAAGCUGUCUGAUAUUGACUAGACCAUGUGCACUUUUUUUAGUACAGUACCACUACUGAGUAAUGCUUGUGAUGAGCAGUAUUUGAGAUGUCUCAUGAGAAAUGUCGGAUGUUCGUCUUUUUUGUCUCGAACCACUUUAUUUAACAGCCCUCCUUAUCAUCACCCUAAGUGUAUCCACUCUGGAAAUGUAAAUGUAUGUAAAACAUAAAGCUUAAAACAUGAAGGUGAUAAAAAAAAUAUAUAUAUAUAUAUAUAUAUAGUGUAAAGGGAACUUGCCUGUAAUUCAAAUAAAUGUGGCUAUUAUUGUACUUUGCCGGAGUGAAGUUGUGGGUCUUUUGAUUUGUCGCUGGUCUCAACCCAGUGUUUCAGUUUUUAUUUGUUGGCCUUAAACGUGCGUGUCUGUAAGUGCAUGUCUUACUAUUAUUCUCACGUUUCCUCGGUCAGUCUGCUGUCGACUGUGUUUGGAUUUUGUACAUCUUCAUGUUCUAUUGUGUCAUCAUUAAAUGGAAAUUUCAAAUGUCAA
Thalassophryne amazonica is the source of this 7224-nucleotide messenger RNA. Its product is annotated as 1-phosphatidylinositol 4,5-bisphosphate phosphodiesterase beta-1-like. The transcript is spliced from 33 exons. The coding region runs from base 184 to 3918 and encodes 1244 amino acids. Gene Ontology annotation, biological process: memory; lipid catabolic process; phosphatidylinositol-mediated signaling. The record is from RefSeq and is a predicted model, not a curated record. Gene Ontology annotation, cellular component: cytoplasm; nuclear speck. NCBI's taxonomy places the organism in Eukaryota, Metazoa, Chordata, Actinopteri, Batrachoidiformes, Batrachoididae. Gene Ontology annotation, molecular function: phosphatidylinositol-4,5-bisphosphate phospholipase C activity; calmodulin binding; calcium ion binding.